This is a messenger RNA of Cadophora gregata, 471 nucleotides long. RefSeq lists its product as uncharacterized. Bases 1 to 471 code for a protein of 156 amino acids. NCBI's taxonomy places the organism in Eukaryota, Fungi, Ascomycota, Leotiomycetes, Helotiales, Ploettnerulaceae. The record is from RefSeq and is a predicted model, not a curated record. The transcript is spliced from 2 exons.
AUGAAUCACCUCACCACUCUCCUGGCACUAUUGCUGCUCAUCACAUCCAGUAUCGCAGCUUCGCCACCUAGCUUCUGCAAAUGCACUUGCUUCACCAAUAGCACCAUAAUCCCGCUCUCGUCCCACACAUCCACCAACCCAUCCCUCCUCAGAAAGCACCCACAGGGCAACCCACCUGUUCUCAAUACCCGCGCCACAUCCGCCAGCUGCCUGACCUGUAACAAAGCCUUCUGCCUCUCGCAGCGUCUGCCUAUCUGCAAAGACGCUGAGGAGAAAGACGUGCUCACUACGUGCUUCCAGCGCGAUAGCAGGAAGGAUCAGAUUGUGGUCCUUACGUUCAUUGCGGGCACGCUGGGCCUACUGGGAUGGGCGGCGGUGAGGAAGGUGUUGGAGGGGAGGAAGAGUGAGGGUGUGAGGAUCGGUGAUGGAAACACGGCGUCGGCGGGGACUUAUGCGCCUGUUGGACGGUAG